AGAGUUUGAUUUUGACAGAAUCGAUGGAAGAUAUUGAUUGUUAGAGAUGUUUGUUGGUUUGUUGAGCAGAUUACAAUGCAUAUUCUUGGGCUGGAAACGAAGACAUGGAGGAUGAUACGCCAACCCCAACCCCAACUCAAACUCCAACUCCAACACCAACACCAACACCGACUUUGAGCUCAACAUCAGAGGCUGCAAGUAGACAUGUAGUGGUCGUCAUGGAUGGAAUGGAAGAGUUCACAACGGACCCACUUAAGUGGGCAUUGGACAACGUCAUUAAGCCUGGUUGCAUCGUUACUCUUGUUGGUGCAAUGCCGUGGCUCAAUAUUCCUCUUUCAUCAAAAACUUGGUUGGAUAUUUGGCCAAUAAAUUUGGAGGAGAUGUCCUUUGAGGGAGUGGAAAGAGAGUAUAUUAGUGAAGCCAAAUAUGCAAAACUUGAAGCUGUGGUAUCACUCUGUAGGAAAUAUGGGGUUGUGCCACAAAAGAAAGUAGUAAUGGGUCAUCCACUUAGAUUGCUUAUUGUUGAGCAAAUCUCAAGCCUUCAUGCAACAUGGGUUGUAUUUGAUAAGCAUCAAAGAGGUAAUAGAGCGUUUUAUGCCAAGAAAAUAAAAUCAAAUAUGGUGAUGCUUAGAGAAGAUGGAAGUGUUGAUAUGAUCAAUAGAGAGCCUGAAUUCCCAAGUGGUUCCACUUUAGAUUCAAGACAAUCUUUUUAUUCAUAAAUUAGUUAAAAUUUAAUCCUUUUUUCUAAUUGUUUUUAAACUAAUAAAAGUUUGAGUAUCGAACCUUUUGUUUUUGUUUUAAUUUGUACUGCACUUUUAUUUGGUUCAUAGGUCUUUUCAAAAUAUUAUUUGAUUCCUAUAUACGUUUAAUGUUAUUAAUGGAAUCUUAUCUCAUAUCAUGCUUGUUAGUGAUC
Messenger RNA from Cucumis sativus (cucumber), 913 nucleotides. RefSeq lists its product as uncharacterized. Gene Ontology annotation, biological process: aromatic amino acid biosynthetic process. The record is from RefSeq and is a predicted model, not a curated record. Gene Ontology annotation, molecular function: oxidoreductase activity; 3-dehydroquinate synthase activity. The transcript has 5 exons. NCBI's taxonomy places the organism in Eukaryota, Viridiplantae, Streptophyta, Magnoliopsida, Cucurbitales, Cucurbitaceae. The coding region runs from base 105 to 719 and encodes 204 amino acids.